Molecule: messenger RNA, 1402 nt
Organism: Brassica oleracea var. oleracea
Lineage: Eukaryota; Viridiplantae; Streptophyta; Magnoliopsida; Brassicales; Brassicaceae
Exons: 5
Coding region: 351-1259 (302 amino acids)
Source: RefSeq, a predicted model, not a curated record
GAGAGGAGAGAGAAACAAAAAAAAAAAAAAAGGAGGAGGCUUUGCUUGAAACACUCUAUCCCCACAAGAAACCCCCAUCUCGUCUUCUUCCCCUUGAAACUGCUAAUCUCAAAGUGUGUAUUCACCAGAGACUGAAUCGUUUCCAAAGGUUUAGGCUUUAUGAGUCAGUCUCCAUCGAAUCGUCUCUCUGCAUUCUUAUUCACAAGCUGUCUCCUUUGACUUGCAUAUGCAGUCUGCUUUAUGAAUGAAUGACGUAGGUAGAAGGGUUUGCAUCGAAUCUCUGCUUACAGACACUUGAGUUAAAACAAGUUUGUUUCUUUCAUCUCUCAAAGAGUAAAGUUUGGAACUUUAUGGCGGCGCUACAACAUGUUUGCGAGAACCACCUUCAAGCAAAGACCUUUUGCAGCCAGGUGACGAUCAAUUGGGAUGACUUAGUUUGUCCCAUUUGUUUAGACUCCCCUCACAACGGCGUGCUUCUCCAGUGCUCGUCUUACGACAACGGAUGCCGUGCGUUCGUCUGCAACACAGACCACCUCCACUCCAACUGUCUGGACCGUUUCAUCACUGCCUAUGGAACAGACCCACCACCUCCACCUCCUGAUGAGCCAAUGUCAAAGGCCUUAGAAGAGAGCUGCAAACCUUUGUGUCCACUCUGCAGAGGAGAAGUCACUGGAUGGGUCAUUGUAGAAGAAGCUCGUCUCCGUCUCGACGAGAAACAACGUUGCUGCGAGGAAGAACGGUGCAGGUUCACGGGUACUUACACGGAGCUUCGCAAGCACGCUCAGUCAGAGCAUCCGGACUCUCGUCCUUCCAAGAUUGAUCCUGCCAGGAAGCUUGACUGGGAGAAUUUCCAGCAGUCGUCUGAGAUCAUCGACGUGCUGAGCACGAUUCACUCGGAGGUUCCGAGAGGAGUUGUUUUAGGAGACUAUGUGAUUGAGUAUGGAGAUGAUGACACGGGAGAUGAGUUUGAGGAUGUGGCUAGCAAUGAAGGAAACUGGUGGACCUCUUGUAUCUUUUAUAAGAUGUUUGAUAAUAUAAGGAAUGCGAGGAACAGAAGAAGAGCAAGGAGAGGAGGGAGUAGCCGUUCUAGCUAUGAUAACUCCAACUCUGAUGACAGCUCGGUUGCGUCAAUUGAGUUUCCGGAGUAUAGAGUAGAUGAGAUUGAUGAUGAGUUCAUCACCACCACAAGUGGAGUUAACAGAAGUAGCUCUGUUCAUCAAAGGUUGAGAAGACAUCGUUCCCGUUUCUAUGAAAAUUAGAUCGAAGCAGACCAGCCUAUUCGUAGUCAAUGGUGGAUGUUCUUGGUUUUGGACCUCUCUCUCUCUCUCUCUCUCUCUUCUUUUAUUUUGUGGCAGUAGCAUUCUUGUACAAAAACGUAAACAGAAAAAGUUUUUUUUGGAUC